This is a messenger RNA of Funneliformis mosseae, 828 nucleotides long. Lineage: Eukaryota; Fungi; Glomeromycota; Glomeromycetes; Glomerales; Glomeraceae. The record is from the annotation of a GenBank genome assembly.
AUGAUAAAAUCCGUAGCAUCAUUAUUUAAGACAACUAGCACUAGUACCACUUCCACAGCGGAUAUUAAAACGGAUAUUACUUCUUCAAAUACUAUCAAUACUGUUGAAAAUUCUACCGUUACUGUACCAAAAGAAACAACGAAUGACACUCCUUUAAUACAUCUAGUAAGACAACAGCGACGACAAAAGUUAGAAGAAACGGUAUUAAUACGCAAAAUUGCUCAUCAAUCGGUAACGAAUUAUUACGAACAGGAUCAUUUACCUCUUUCACAUGUACAAGAAAAGUUAAAAGACGACGAGGCUCCUUUGGUACAAGUACAACAACAAUUGGAGCAGCAAAAAAAUGACGCAGUAAUUUAUACCGCUACCAAGGAAAAAUUAAAAUCAAUAUUUUAUAAUCAAAGAAUGUCGUACAGCUUUUUAACUAAACCAAUACAAUCUAGACACACCAUACCUACUUCAAGCGCUAAUACUAGUAAUAAUUCUACCGAAAGUAAUUCUACCGCCAAUAAUGACGUUGAUGAUAAAGAUUAUGAUGUUUGGGAUGAUGCAGUUAUCGGUCGUAUUAUGAAUUUAGUUGAUACUAUUGGAGUAGAUUCUCAAGGAACCACUCAAGAGACCGAGGAUACUUCCUCUGAAAAUCCAAUUGAAAAUGUGACAGAAAAGGAUGGUUCAAAAGAUAAUCCAAAAGAAGAACCAAUGAUUUUCAUGAAUGCUCGAGAGAAUAGAAUCGAAUCAAUGACGGAAGGUUUGAUCAAUUUUGAAGAAAUAAUUAGCGAUAAUCUUAAACUUUCUUCAAACGAAUCAGCAGAAGAAAAGGAUAACACC